Molecule: messenger RNA, 2142 nt
Organism: Penaeus indicus
Lineage: Eukaryota; Metazoa; Arthropoda; Malacostraca; Decapoda; Penaeidae
Product: cell surface glycoprotein 1-like
Exons: 3
Coding region: 1-2142 (713 amino acids)
Source: RefSeq, a predicted model, not a curated record
AUGAAUUACCAUCGCUUACCAGGAGACACCCCUGUAGAAGGGCCAGAAGACGCUCCAGAAGAUACUCCAGGAGAUGGACCAGAGGAUGGCCCAGGGGAUGGCCCAGGGGAUGGACCAGAAGAUACUCCAGGAGAUGGACCAGAGGAUGGCCCAGAGGAUGGCCCAGGGGAUGGCCCAGAGGAUGGACCAGAGGAUGGCCCAGAGGAUGGCCCAGGGGAUGGCCCAGAGGAUGGACCAGAGGAUGGCCCAGGGGAUGGUCCAGGGGUUGGACCAGAGGAUGGCCCAGGGGAUGGUCCAGAGGAUGGCCCAGGGGAUGGUCCAGAGGAUGGUCCUGAGGAUGGCCCAGGGGAUGGCCCAGGGGAUGGCCCAGAGGAUGGCCCAGGGGAUGGUCCAGAGGAUGGCCCAGGGGAUGGACCAGAGGAUGGCCCAGGGGAUGGCCCAGGGGACGGUCCAGAGGAUGGCCCAGGGGAUGGCCCAGGGGACGGUCCAGAGGAUGGCCCAGGGGAUGGCCCAGGGGAUGGCCCAGAGGACGGACCAGAGGAUGGACCAGAGGAUGGACCAGAGGAUGGCCCAGAGGAUGGUCCAGAGGAUGGACCAGGGGAUGGCCCAGGGGAUGGUCCAGAGGAUGGCCCAGAGGAUGGUCCAGAGGAUGGCCCAGAGGAUGGCCCAGGGGAUGGCCCAGGGGAUGGACCAGAGGAUGGCCCAGAGGAUGGCCCAGGGGAUGGUCCAGAGGAUGGCCCAGGGGAUGGUCCUGAGGAUGGCCCAGGGGAUGGUCCUGAGGAUGGCCCAGAGGAUGGCCCAGGGGAUGGUCCUGAGGAUGGCCCAGAGGAUGGUCCUGAGGAUGGCCCAGGGGAUGGCCCAGGGGAUGGACCAGAGGAUGGCCCAGGGGAUGGCCCAGAGGAUGGUCCUGAGGAUGGCCCAGGGGAUGGCCCAGAGGAUGGCCCAGGGGAUGGUCCUGAGGAUGGCCCAGAGGAUGGUCCUGAGGAUGGCCCAGGGGAUGGCCCAGGGGAUGGACCAGAGGAUGGCCCAGGGGAUGGCCCAGGGGAUGGUCCAGAGGAUGGCCCAGGGGAUGGCCCAGAGGAUGGUCCUGAGGAUGGCCCAGGGGACGGUCCAGAGGAUGGACCAGAGGAUGGACCAGAGGAUGGCCCAGGGGACGGUCCAGAGGAUGGUCCAGAGGAUGGCCCUGAGGAUGGCCCAGGGGACGGUCCAGAGGAUGGACCAGAGGAUGGACCAGAGGAUGGCCCAGAGGAUGGUCCUGAGGAUGGCCCAGGGGAUGGACCAGAGGAUGGCCCAGAGGAUGGCCCAGAGGAUGGCCCAGAGGAUGGUCCUGAGGAUGGCCCAGAGGAUGGCCCAGAGGAUGGCCCAGAGGAUGGCCCAGAGGAUGGUCCUGAGGAUGGCCCAGGGGAUGGUCCAGAAGACCCCCCCCCUGAAGAGGAAGGUGGAGACGGAUCUACUCCCCCCAUUGGGGAUACCACUCCUACAGGUGGAAGUGGUACUACUCCUCCAGUUGGAAGUGGCACUACUCCAGUUGGAAGUGGCACUACUCCUCCAGUUGGAAGUGGCACUACUCCUCCAGUUGGAAGUGGUACUACUCCUCCAGUUGGAAGUGGCACUACUCCUGCAGAUGGAAGUGGCACUACUCCUCCAGUUGGAAGUGGCACUACUCCUGCAGAUGGAAGUGGCACUACUCCUGCAGAUGGAAGUGGCACUACUCCUCCAGUUGGAAGUGGCACUACUUCUCCAGUUGGAAGUGGCACUACUCCUCCAGUUGGAAGUGGCACUACUCCUGCAGAUGGAAGUGGCACUACUCCUGCAGAUGGAAGUGGCACUACUCCUGCAGAUGGAAGUGGCACUACUCCUCCAGUUGGAAGUGGCACUACUCCUCCAGUUGGAAGUGGCACUACUCCUCCAGUUGGAAGUGGUACUACUCCUCCAGUUGGAAGUGGCACUACUCCUCCAGUUGGAAGUGGCACUACUCCUCCAGUUGGAAGUGGCACCACACCCUCCGGUGCAGGUGGCACCCCUCCCGGUAAUACGCCUCCCGGAUCAGCACAAGAUUCAGUGAUUGUUAAGUUUGGAUUGUGCAUUGGUCCCAAUAGCUAUAGGACAAGAGCACUAUUAAUAAAGAUUCCAAUCUAUUGA